Molecule: messenger RNA, 3692 nt
Organism: Condylura cristata (star-nosed mole)
Lineage: Eukaryota; Metazoa; Chordata; Mammalia; Eulipotyphla; Talpidae
Gene: TYSND1
Product: trypsin domain containing 1
Exons: 4
Coding region: 79-1779 (566 amino acids)
Biological process (GO): protein processing; regulation of fatty acid beta-oxidation
Cellular component (GO): peroxisome
Molecular function (GO): serine-type endopeptidase activity
Source: RefSeq, a predicted model, not a curated record
GGUGUAAGCGAGUAGCGUCUGUGUUCCCGGCGAGCUGCCUGGUUCUCCUAGAACCCCGGGCACGCCGUCGCGGAGGCCAUGGGGCGGCGGUGGGGGUCCGCUAUGAGGGCGGCGGAAAUGACGGGCUGCGUGGUGAGCGCCUCCCGCGCUGGGCAGCUAGAAGAGGGCUCGUGGAGCUGCAGUGGGGUGAUCCUGAGCCGCAGCCCUGGCCUGGUGCUGUGCCAUGGGGGGAUCUUCACCCCUUUUCUGCGAGCCGGCAGCGGGGCGCUGACUGCGGAAGGCGUCGCCUUCCUGCCGGGCAGCAGUUGCACCGACGACCUUCGCCUGCAUGUUCUGUGGAGUGCAACGGCCACCAGUUCCCCAGGCCGCGCGGAGCUGGGCCGCCCCGGCCUGUGCACGCCCCAGUGCGCCAGCCUGGAGCCGGGCCCACUGACCCGGCCUCGCGGGCCGCCCUUGGAGCCCCCGCGCCAUGCCGAACUGCUGUUGCUGCUGAGCUGCCCUGCCUUCCGGGCCCACUUCGCCAGCCUCUUCGGAGGCGACGCGGCCGAGCUGUGGCGCUUCGCGGGUGCGGCGCCCGACGACGAGGUGUCGGAGGAGGAGGAGGAGGAUCAGCUGAGAUCGCUGGGCUGGUUCGCGCUGCUGCGAGUGCGGCCAGGCCGGGAGGACGAAGCCAAGGAGCGCGGGCCCGCCGUGGCUGUGGCGCCUUUGGGGGCUGUGCCCAAGGGCGCGCCGUUGCUGGCCUGCGGGUCCCCGUUCGGGGCCUUCUGCCCGGACAUCUUCCUCAACACGCUCAGCCGCGGCGUGCUGAGCAACUCGGCGGGCCCGCUGCUGCUCACCGAUGCUCGCUGCCUGCCGGGCACCGAGGGUGGCGGCGUGUUCGCCGUCCGGCCAGCCGGUGCGCUCGUGGCGCUGGUGGCAGCGCCGCUCUGCUGGAAGGCCCGCGAGUGGGUGGGCCUCUCGCUGCUCUGCGCCGCCGCCCCUCUCAUCCACGCCGCCAGGGUGGCGCUCGGCCGCUUGUCCCCUGACGCUGCUGCCCUGGCUGCUCUCCUGCCCCCCGAAGAGGGCGCCCCGUGGGGCCUGCCGCGCCAAGACUCUGUGCCCCCUUGGGCAGCUUCAGCCGUGCUGGUGGAGUGUGGCACUGUUUGGGGCUCCGGAGUGGUGGUGACGCCUCGCCUUGUGGUGACUUGCCGUCAUGUCGCCCCUCGGGAGGGGGCCAGGGUCAUGAUUUGGUCCACCACCCCCAAGAGUGUCCAUAUUUGGGGACGUGUGGUGUUUGCCACCCAGGAGACGUCUCCUUAUGACAUAGCGGUGGUGAGUCUGGAGGAAGAGCUAGAUGGGGUCCCCAGACCUGUGCCCGCUGCGAAUUUCCAUGAAGGUGAGGCUGUCAGUGUGGUGGGCUUUGGUGUCUUCGGCCAGACUUGUGGUCCCUCGGUGACCUCAGGCAUCCUGUCGGCUGUGGUGCAGGUGGAGGACAUGCCGGUGAUGCUGCAGACUACGUGUGCCGUGCACGGAGGCUCCAGUGGGGGACCCCUCUUCUCCACCUACUCAGGGGACCUCCUGGGCAUCGUGGCCAGCAACACCCGGGAUAACAACACAGGGGCCACGUACCCCCACCUGAACUUCAGCAUCCCCAUCACAGUGUUGCAGCCUGCCCUGCAACGCUACAGCCAGACAGGCGACCUGGGUGGUCUCCGGGCGCUGGACAGUGCCCCUGAGCCUGUGAGGGUGGUAUGGCGGCUGCAGCGGCCCCUGCCAGAGGCCCCAAGGAGUAAGCUCUGAGACUGUGUCACCACUCAAGAGAAGAGCCACCAUGUUAUGCCCCAAGAAGUGCCAAGACUGGCAGUCUGAUGUCCUAAGUAGUGUGCCCUUCCUUGUGGGGCCGCCUGCCUGUCACACUCAUUGUGCUCAGCUCUGGAAUCUGGAUCACAUGUUCCUCAGCUUCGUAAGUCUGCAACUUAGCAGCCUGUUUAAGGUGCUUUCUUGAGCCCCUACUUCUUUAAGGCCCCUGGCACUAGAUUCAGCUUUGGUUUCCCCUUCUGGGGGCCCCACCACAGCCACACAAGGGCCCUGGUGCUGACAGACCGGUGCUGGCUGGAAGACGGGCCCAGCCUGGCUCCACAGCUCUUCCCUGUCUGGAGCUGCUGCUGUUCUGAGCCCUCUGCUCCCAGCCAGCAUUGGGAUGACAGGGAGCACCCAGCUUCCUUAGAAGCCUCAGUAGAGAGGUGUUAAGGAGAUAUGAAGACCAAACCUGCCAGUCAGGACACUCACUGUGUACCCAGGUCUGGCACACGUGGGGCCCCGCUCUGAGGACCAGAGAUGAAAGGCAAGAGGAGCAUCUCCGUGUUCUGUUCUGGCAGACUUGGGUCUUGGCAUGUCAGGGGUCACUGACCUAUAGGGCCGCGUAGACGCAGUGCCUUAAUUUUCCAGCCCUUAAAAUGGGUCUCAGGGAUGUUGGUGGAUGGAAUAGUCUAUUUGGGGUUUGGGAAUAAACAUGACCUGUGGGAAAACAUCUGCACUUCUGUAUAUCAGAUCCUUUCUUCUUUGUUUCUAUAGUUGAAUUAGGAACAGGCAAGCAUCAAGCACAGAAAUACACCUUUCUGUAUUGCUCUCUUGUCAGGGUAAAGGGUGCUGAUCUCCUGGGAUCAGUCUCAUGCCAGACUGGCCCUUAGUAGCUGGUCAUAGAACCUGCCAGCACUGAGUAGGGUUUAUAGCUCCCAGAAGGUGGUUUAGAAGGUCCAGGAUGUGCUCGGCUUGUUUUAGACUCCUGGGAUGGGUGGGAUUUAGGGAAUUCCAGGAUGAAUGAGGCCAAGGCAGUCCCCAAGGAGGUGUUCAGACCAACCCUUCCAGUCAGGACACUCACUGUAUGCCCAGGGCCCCGCACAUGUGGCGCCUCAGGAAAUGAUCAUUGAAAGGUGGAUGCCACUUGGGAGUGGGGGGACUGAGAGGCUAAUUCUAAGCAGAGACUCUCUAGAAGUAAUUUGUUUUUUUCUAAAAUCUAAUUAUUGAGUGUUAACUCCGAGUAAACAUAGAACAGUUCCGUGAUAAUUGUCUUCUUUAUAGAUUAAGGGUGUGUCCAGAGAGCAAAGUUAGCUUGAGAGAAGUGCCAUAGUGAAUGAAUGUUGGUAGGGGUGAGCUGAGGUGUGUCUGCUGAGAUUAGGAGGAGCAGGACUUAUUCCCUGUGUUGGCACCAAGGAGCUAUAGGUAGACUGCUGUGUCAGCCAUUCUUGAACAGAGCAGCUUUGUCCUGUUCGGGCUGUAUGUCCAGGGGCCCAGGGAUGGAGGAUCAGGCAAGCUUCAUCAAGGUAAUUCAUGAGCAGAACCCUGAAAGCAGAGUUAGUGCUUACCAAGUAGACUGGAAACCAGGUGUCCAGGUUGAAAGAGUGGGAGCCAGGACAGGGACCAGUGAAGUUACCUGUAUGUUCUGGGAGUGCUGAGUAAUUGAAAGUGGGAGGGAGCCAGACUAGAGAUUGGAGAACUAAUUCCAGUGGCCCUAGGGAAGGAGAAGUUGGCUAAGGUUGGACCAGGGGUGUGUGGAGAAGUUCAAGCAAUAAUACAGGAGGGGGGACUGAUCAGAUGGGCCAGUGCAGGUACAGAGAAAGGUCAAACAGUGCCCAGAUCUCCUGUUAGAGUAAUGAUGGGUGGCUGACAAAUUUGUGUCUGUGGGAUAUCAAGUUGAGAAAUACAACAAACUG